AUGUCCAUACCAGCACAGCACUCGUCAAUCGAAGACUAUUGCAAUGUACAGCUCGAGGCGAUUAUGGAAGAGCUGGUCGCAUCCGUCAGCAGCACCACGGAUAGAAAAGGAGGAGGAGGCUCAGGCCCCACUCGACAUCUGUCACUCGCGUCAGUAUCACCUUGCGGCACCCAGGGGAUCUCUACACCGUCAUUGGGACUGAGUUUGGGAGCCAUUUUCUUAGAAAGUGGGUUUACCGGAAACACAUCCAGCAGCAACGACUACAUCCUUACGUUUGAUGCUUCUGGGCUCGGUAAGAGGGCUUCAUCGGAUUUCAUCAGUGGUGAUUUGGUGCUUCUCCGCUCUCCUCGCUGGAAAAACUACGAGAUGUGCGUUUUUGGUGUAGUCCUGUGUGACUCUGUGGUUGCAGUUGGAGGAAAAACCGGUCCUGGAGGUAAGAUCGGAGGUGGAGAAAGUGACCAGAUCUGUGUGCUUAUUCGUGCUCAACAACGAGACCGAGAUGAUGCAGUCGAAAACUUUGGUGUUUUAACUGAGUUAUGUCUCUCCAAUCAACGAGCGCCCACUUGGCGAUGGUCGAUGCAGCAAGUACACAACACAACCACAAGUGCCCGCGAAUUCCAAGCGAUAAAGGCAAUAUCGUUUUUUCCAAACGAUCUGAAGCAAGUUCUACUACGCGGACAGCUAGUACCAACUACUAGGCCAGAGAAGAAACCUGUCGCUUCAUCUUCGAUGCUCUCGUCGCGCCUACUGAAGUAUCUUCACAAGCAUUACAACGACUCGCAAGUCCUGGCAAUCCUUGGAUGUCUGGGAGAAGAUAGCCGAGUCAUCAUUCAAGGACCGCCCGGUACAGGUAAAACUAAGACGAUUCUCGGGCUUCUUUCUGCUUUGCUGGAUGGUGCUGGUCUAGCUACACUCCAGAAAACAAAGGGCACGACGCGUAUUCGGGUGGGAGCGUCACUGCAAAACGCACGAGCGUCUGCGGUGUCUAAGACUGUAGCUGAAACUUCGAUUCGUGUUCUCGUGGCUGCACCAAGUAAUGCUGCCGUCGAUGAACUGGUGCUACGAGUUUUGAGCGAAGGCUUGUACGACGGCGAGAAAGGAGAGUCCUACCGCCCUCGUAUCGUACGUGUCGGUCGCCCGGAAAGCAGCCAGCAACUUGCAAGCGUAGCCGCAGCUCGAGAAGCCAGCGAAAGCAAGAAAAACCGCAAGAAAAUGCGAAAAUACGCCCGUGAGGUGGAAGAAGUUCUACUCGAAAGUUUGGUGACGAAGCACCGCAGCACUUUUCCGACUGCGAAGCAGGCGCGCCAAGCAAUCAUUAAGAAUGCUCAGAUCGUGUUCUGCACGCUUAGUGGAGCGGGAUCCGUGGCGAUGUGUGAGUUUGCACAGGACUUCGACGCGCUCAUCAUUGACGAAGCAGCCCAGGCUGUAGAAGCGAGCACACUUAUCCCGUUCAAGUUCCGACCACAUCGAGUUGUACUGGUGGGCGAUCACCGACAACUACCGGCUACUGUGAUUUCGAAGAGCCUCGUGUCCAUGGGCUACGAUCGGAGUCUGCAGCAGCGGCUCGUUGAAAAUGGCUCGCCAGUGUUGCUGUUGAAUCAGCAGUAUCGAAUGCACCCUGAGAUCUCCGAGUUCCCGUCCGCGUACUUCUACGGAGGGAGGCUGGUACAGGACGACAACAUGCGCGAGUGGACUACGCAGGACUACCAUCACGACCGUGCUUUCAAGCCUUUACUGUUUUUGGAUGUGCAAGGAGCUCAAACUCAGGUGAAUGGGUCCACAUCGCUACGGAAUAUGAGCGAGGUGGAGGCUGUGAUCCAACUAGUUCGACGCCUGCUGACGAAGUUCCCUCGAAUCGAGUGGAAGAAGCGCAUUGGUGUCAUCGCGCCGUACAAACAACAGAUCUAUGAAGUGCGUGGAGCAGUCGGAAAGCUGGAGGCAGAGUUUGACCGCCAUCUUGGAAUCGAAGUGAACACAGUGGACGGCUUCCAGGGCCGCGAGAAGGAGAUUAUCAUCUACUCGUGUGUCCGCACGAGUUAUGGCGGCCGCAGGAAGAGAAAGAAACGCAAUCGUGGCAAUGAGGAUGACGACGUGCUCGACGCUUUCUGGGCUGACGAGCGACGGAUGAAUGUCGCCAUCACUCGUGCCAAGAGCAGUCUGUGGAUCGUCGGGAACUCGAAGCUGUUGAACCAAAGUCGCGCAUGGCGAGCUCUCAUCCAGCACACGAAAGAUCACGAUAGAUACAUCGGCGACAGUGUUGCCACGCUAAGCUCCUCUAGCUCAUCGACUCGGAAGACGAGUAAGACACCCACACCCAGCACGUCCAAUAAAUAG
Molecule: messenger RNA, 2334 nt
Organism: Phytophthora infestans T30-4
Lineage: Eukaryota; Oomycota; Peronosporomycetes; Peronosporales; Peronosporaceae
Exons: 3
Coding region: 1-2334 (777 amino acids)
Molecular function (GO): helicase activity
Source: RefSeq, a predicted model, not a curated record